UUCGCUUUCUCUUACUUGUUCUCUGGCUCCAAGGUUUAUGAGCUGAGCGAUCGACGUGUUCGUAAGACUUAUGACCUUCGCGACCUCUUUCCGGGUGGCCCGUCCCAUGUCGAUGCGGCAGUGUUCAACCCUAUCUCUGGCAUGAUGCUUCUCUUUGGUGGCCGGCAGGUAUAUGGCUACACUUUCUCACGUCUUCGAACUAAUUUCCAACUAGACUCCAGUUUUCCCAAGCGCUUACCAUCAGAGAUUGCCUUCUCACCUAGCGGAGCUCUUCGGUGGAUCAAUGGACAUCAGAUCCUCUUAUCCAGCCGCGAUGAGUUUGCCGUGUAUGAUGAGUACUGGAAUCAAUCCACAUUGAACAACCGGAUAUCUAGUUACUUCCCCAACAUGCCUUCUGACGUGAAAGGGAUAGAAUCACGUGAGUUCAAAGUCCAAGAGUUCAGAGUUUAA
Messenger RNA from Ostertagia ostertagi, 450 nucleotides. NCBI's taxonomy places the organism in Eukaryota, Metazoa, Nematoda, Chromadorea, Rhabditida, Trichostrongylidae. The record is from the annotation of a GenBank genome assembly.